Messenger RNA from Mya arenaria, 1113 nucleotides. Its product is annotated as PHD finger protein 14-like. Lineage: Eukaryota; Metazoa; Mollusca; Bivalvia; Myida; Myidae. The transcript is spliced from 9 exons. The coding region runs from base 83 to 901 and encodes 272 amino acids. Gene Ontology annotation, biological process: regulation of transcription by RNA polymerase II. The record is from RefSeq and is a predicted model, not a curated record.
GUUUUUAUAAUUUAAGCGUUUUAUAGAUACAGAACAAGUUUUUGAUAAUAUUUUCGAUUUAAUCGCAUGAAUCAAGAAUAAAAUGUCAGAAGACAGUGAUCUUGAUGAAAAUGACCAGAAUGUCGGUUUUCUGUUUAAAGCAAUGCGCAACAGGGACCCAAGGAAGCGGAAAGUGAAGCCAGUAUCACGUCAUCUGAUGCAGGUGAACUUUGGCGGAGAUGACAGUGAUAAUGACAGUGACUACCAGGUGAAAAUGUCAGAUAUGAGUGAAGAUGAGGGCGCUGCUGAUAAUGAACCUGAAGAAGAUAUGGAGGAUUGUGAAGAAGAAAGUGAACAGUCGAAGAGCAAUUCAGAUAAAAAUGAAGAUGACGAGGACAGUGAGGGGUCUAAAGGCAAGGAAAAUUCAGAUGAUAAUGAUGACGACAGUGAUGAUGAUGAUGAUGAUGAUGACAGCGAUGGUGAUGACAGUGAUGAUGAAGCUAGCGAUGAGGGUGUGGGCAAUCCAAAAAGAAAUUAUUUUGAAAACAUAAACAGUGAUGAUGAUGAUGAGGACUAUGUUCCACGCAAGAAGCAGAAGACAAAUGGGAAGAGAAUCAAGAAGCCCACGGAGAAACAGAGAAUCAGGUCGUCUGAGGUUUCCCAGGACUUAGAGGAGCCAAGCCCAGAGGAUUCAUCCAGUUCGAGGCCGGUUAAAGUCAUUGUGUGCUGUGUGUGUCUAGGUGAUAUCAGUGAGUCAGAUGAUGAGAUAGUUGAGUGUGACAACUGUGGAGUUGCCGUGCACGAGGGUUGCUAUGGUAUCAGUGACAACCAAUCAGCAGCUAGUUCUGAGUCGUCUGCAAGCACAGAGCCAUGGUUCUGUGACGCCUGCAAAGCUGGGGUCAAACCGCGGGAGAGGACAUAGCAGGAGUCCAUGAUGUGCCAUCCACCUACGCAGAGAUGAAAGAGAAUGUGGAACGUAUCCUGCAUUUUAUGGCAGCUAAGAAAAUUAGGAUGCAUCACAUUAUGGCUAAGGACGUCAUUACAACAAUGAGAGCAGUUCAGACCAGUACAGUGAUUCGGACACAAGUUUCCAUGCAGACCACCCUCGCUAUGUGCCAGGGCGGGAACGUGGCG